GUGACGAGCCGCCAGUGUGUGUGAGUGCGCUAAACACUUGGGUUUCAUAUGCACGUUUAAAUAACUGGAGCAGAUUAACGCUGUCGGGGAGAAAGACACACACACACCCAUCCAUACAACGAGACACGCCAAUAAGGCAGAAAUGGGGCAAGCCAUAGAAACGUAGCGUUGUGUAGACAACCUCCUUUGACUGUGUGGCCAGCUACACUUCAUUGCAUUGUGUUCUUUCCGCUUCUUUCCGCACAGCCUAAAUAUACGGGCACUUGGUUUGCGGAGAAACGGCGGGGUUUGGCGAGCCACGGGCGGUGCUGAGGAUUGUGAGCAGCCGGUCGAGGUUUUGUGCAGCCGGGAGAAUCGGAAGUCGGACCAAUCGAUUGCACUAAUCGGCGGUGGCGAGCGGCACGGACCUGAGAACGGAGCAUGUCUUCUUCCAAAGAAAGACAGAGGGCUAGGCUGACCAAGGAGAGCGUUACCCUGCUGCCCUGCUUUUAUUUCGUGGAGCUGCCUAUACUGGCCUCCUCAAUUGUCAGUCUAUAUUUCCUGGAGCUUACUGAUGUCUUCAAGCCAGUUCGCUCGGGCUUCAGCUGCCAUGACAGGACACUCAGCAUGCCGUACAUUGAACCCUCGCAGGAAAUCAUCCCCUUCCUAAUGUUGCUUAGCUUGGCAUUUGCUGGACCUGCAGCCAUGAUUAUGGUGGGUGAAGGUAUUCUUUACUGUUGUCUGACCAAAAGAAGAAAUGGAAUAGCACCUGAAGCGAACAUUAACGCUGGAGGCUGCAACUUCAACUCGUUCCUUCGACGUGCUGUGAGAUUUGUUGGAGUUCAUGUAUUUGGCCUUUGUGCCACUGCUCUCAUCACCGACAUUAUUCAGCUAUCAACAGGGUACCAUGCCCCAUAUUUUCUUACAGUGUGUAAGCCUAAUUAUACAUCGCUAAAUACCACCUGUGAAGAAAAUCCAUAUGUUGUGGAAGACAUCUGCACAGGACCUGAUCCUUCUAUCAUUAACGCUGGCAGAAAGUCCUUUCCAUCACAGCACGCCACACUUGCAGCCUUUGCAGCUGUGUACAUUUCCAUGUAUUUUAAUGCUACGCUGACUGACUCUUCCAAGCUCCUGAAGCCACUCCUGGUCUUCACAUUCAUCAUAUGUGCAGUGAUCUCUGGUUUAACACGCAUCAUCCAGUACAAGAAUCACCCGAUAGAUGUUUACUGUGGAUUCAUGAUCGGAGGAGGAAUCGCUGUCUAUUUGGGUCUCUAUGCUGUAAGCAACUUCCAGCCGAGUGAUGAUGGCUUAGCCCACCAAACCCCUCACAGAGAACCGCUGAGAUCGCUGACAGAACUCAGCCAGGAGAGCAGUAGACAACUCCAAGGAAAAGCACCCAGUAGCAUUGAUGGACUUUCAUCACACCACUCUGAAAGUAUUCUGAAUCGGAACCACAGGGAAUCCAGCUCCCUUACCAACCUGAAGAGGACAAGCGCGGAUGUCGAGAUCAUAACUCCUCGCAGUCCGAUGGCCAAGGAGAACAUGGUGACCUUCAGCAACACGCUGCCCCGCGUCAACACGUCGUCAAUGGACGAGACGGCAAGAAGGAAUGCAUCCAUUCACGCAUCUAUGGACUCGGCCCGCUCCAAGCAGCUCCUGUCACAGUGGAAGUCCAAGAACGAAAGUCGCAAACUGUCCCUGCAGGUCAUGGAGACGGAGACCGGUCACUCGCCACCAAAGUGCAUGGAGAUGCGAUCAAGUUCGGAGCCUGUGGGAGUCGGUCUCAAUGGAGACGCACAGUCCCAACUCAGCCAGUACUUGAAAAUCCAAGCCGGUACCAUCCCGGGCAACAACAGCACCAGCAGCAUUGGCGGAGGAGUAAGAGUCUGCAUGCAGUCGCGGCCCGGCUCCUCACAACUCGUCCACAUACCCGAAGAGACACACGAGUGCAUCAGCGCGUCUCCCAAAGCCAGCUCAGCCCGGUCAAAGUGGCUGAAGGUAGCUGAGAAGAGCGGAGUCGGCAGGGCAAGCAGCACCCAGCCAAGAAUUAUGCAGGUCAUUGCCAUGUCCAAGCAGCAGGGCAUGUUACACGGCAGUCCGAAAAGUACCGACGGCAGUACCGUGAGCUGCACGGGAUCGAUUAGGUACAAAACCCUGACCGACCAUGAGCCCACUAAUAUUGUCAGGGUGGAAGCUCACCCAGAGAACAACAGACCCCUGGUGCAAGUGCCGUCGGGCAGCGAGGAGAGUGGGUCGUGGAAAUGGAAAGCCGGCGAGAAGGGGAGCCUCCGCCAAGCCUUCGAGUUGAAUGAUCUUAACAGGGACUCUGAAAGCAGCGAUCCGCUCAAAGAUAGCUAUGCUUCGUCUGACAGAAGGAAAACCAUCCCAGACGGCGGCGACCACCAUCACCAUGGGAUCACCACCAUCAGGGUAACACCGGUGGAAGGAAGCGAGGCUCUAUCUGAAACGCACUCAGUGUCCUCCAGUAGGGACUCCACCCUAAGGCGGAAAGCCAACAUCAUUUUAAUACCUGAAAGAGGAAACAGCCCAGAGAGCACAAGGAAUAUCUUCUACAAGGGAACGUCACCCACCAGAGCAUAUAAAGAAUGAAUCGCCACCCUAGAAGCCCGCUGAAAGACAAUCCUGUCAAAAGAGAUGAAGAGUAUCUGUACUUUCCAAUAAUAAAUUCAGCCGUUUUAAUGUGCCAUUCAGCUGUAAAAUUAAUUGAAAUGUUGCUGAUAGUUAAACAUGUUUGCAUGAAUAAGAUAUUUUUACAUCCUAUUCAAAAGCACACUGGCAAAGCCUGAGCCUUGUGGAAAAAAAUGUAUUUGCUAUGUUGCUAUUUCGAUAAACUGUGAAUGCAUUUUCUCCCAUAUUCAACAUCAUUCGUAUAUAUUGAGCAAAUGAUAUAUUUUCAGUUAGCUUUUGCUGUACAGGCAUAUUCUGUAAUGGACAAUUUAGAGGUUCUCUCCUUACUACUGCUAUAGAUGGUACUUACAUAUUUAACUGUUCUGAUGAAUUUUUGUCACCUGCUACGUGUAAAAGUGUUAUUGGGAUUGCAAUGAUUACGUGGUCCACAGGAAGUUACAGUUUUUGUCCAGAAGCAUCUUCAAAGAGGUCAGUUAGAUAAAUAAACCAUGUAGCCUUUAUGGAAAUCACACACAAAAGUGUUUUCAAGUAUGUACAAAUAUACACCACAUAUUACAAAUAAUAGAUUUUUUCUCACGGAAUGUAAAAUGGACAGUAAUUGAUUACUGACAAUGAUUUAUAUCAUAGAUUUUUAUACUUAUUGUAGCCUUAGCAUAUUGAUACAUGCCUUUGAAGAAUAAAUGUUUUUCAAGUAAUUAUAGACCGCAUUUUUUUGUAAGCUUACAUAGCUAGUAUUUCAUAGCUAUUAAAAUAGAUAUAUAAAAUAUGCCUUUAAUCAUGUGGUACAGGCUUUGUACUAAGGUCUUUUUACAUUAAUUAAUGAAUAAAAGUGUCCAAUACAUCGACGACUGACUAACUUUUCGUCUCGCAAGUGGUGUCUAAGCCUAUACCGCCCUAUUUAUUUGCUACAGGAAAAUGUUUUGGUAUUUAUUACUAGAUCCAUAUUGAUACAGACAUGUGCGGCUUUCACUCGGUGCUUGUUGUUUUUGGAUACAGCUUAUAUAUAGGAAUUCAACAACCAGAAGCCUUCAGACAGAAGUUGAAAUAGUACGAUAUCAACAUUGUCCUUUAGUAUCUUUGUUAAACUUUUGUCAGAAUAAUGAAUUUUUCUUAAGGAAUCAUCACCUUUCAAAUAUCCAACGGCUUGAAUGAUUCCAGUGGUUAAAGUGGAAACUUUCUUCCUAUUGGCGUUAUGAUAUAGUUGUGUUUUAUUACAGUUGUUAUUUACAAUGAAUAGAGAAAGCGUACUGUUCCUGGUACUGUAGGAGUGGUUGUAAUACUUUGGACAACGAGAAAAAAUUCCAAGCAAAUGCAUGUAUUUUUAUUACAGUAGCACCUGUAAAAAUUAAACUUUAUUUUCAUUUCAACCAGUAAGUUAAUUAUUUAUUAUGGAAUUAUUUAACAAGUGAUUUUUUUUGUGUCAUUGCAUAUAAUAAAUUACUAGUUGGUACAAACUGUGAUACUAUGAUGAAGGUUGGUUAUUUGCCCAGUAAAAUUAUAUUUAAGUGGUUUAUAUGUUUAAAAGAAAACCAUCUAGCCAAGAUAUUCACAGAUGUAUAUAGUUGCAUAUGUGUUUAGAAAGUUCUGUUAACUUUUUUUUCCAUGAAGUGUUUUAAAAUGGGCACUAGCUCAGUAAAUGAACACAACACCUAACUUUGUGCAAGUUCCUAAGUUGUGCUAUACAAGAGUCUUGUGGAAAUUGACCAAGGUUGAGGCUGAUUUCUGUUAAAAAGUAAACCGGUGGCGCUAUUAUCAUGUAUGAGAUUUCAGCCACACUUUAUCUUUCAAGAAGUAUGUUGCUUAUUUACAAAAUAAAUGUUUCUUAAUUGAA
Molecule: messenger RNA, 4459 nt
Organism: Amblyraja radiata (thorny skate)
Lineage: Eukaryota; Metazoa; Chordata; Chondrichthyes; Rajiformes; Rajidae
Gene: plppr4a
Product: phospholipid phosphatase related 4a
Exons: 7
Coding region: 421-2589 (722 amino acids)
Biological process (GO): phospholipid metabolic process; axonogenesis; phospholipid dephosphorylation
Cellular component (GO): plasma membrane
Molecular function (GO): phosphatidate phosphatase activity
Source: RefSeq, a predicted model, not a curated record